Molecule: messenger RNA, 1431 nt
Organism: Gregarina niphandrodes
Lineage: Eukaryota; Apicomplexa; Conoidasida; Eugregarinorida; Gregarinidae
Exons: 1
Coding region: 1-1431 (476 amino acids)
Source: RefSeq, a predicted model, not a curated record
AUGCGAGGGUGUUGCGUACGGGGGGUUCAGAGCCUGGGAUUGUGGUUGGCGUGGACGUUGUUGGAUUGCAUCCCGGAAUGCUGCGCAUCUCUGGAUGGUGCGUCUCUGAAUGGCGCCUCGGUGAAUGGUGAAAUGGCACGCGAAGAGAGUUGUGGAGUGGCGCCUAUGCGGUGGCAUUACCGACUAGAGCUGGGUCCGGAGAGGGGGAUGUCGUUACGUCUGUUCUUGGCGGUAGCAUUGCAGUGUCUGGAUCAGGUGGUGGGUCGACACAUGUGGUUGGUAUCGCCAGACCAGAUUCAGUUUCGGGAGAACACAGCACGCGUGUGGGUGCGUUUACAUGACGACCGGAGGUAUUGGAAGCGGCCAGAUGCGGGUGAUGAGGAUGUGUUGGAAGAGUGCCGUUUGAUAGCGAUGCAGUCGGCGUUGUUGGAAUUGGCGCAGAUGGGUGGUGUGAAUCAGACGGCCGGAUUCUGGGCUGCCCCGGACUACCAGCAGGAAGAUUUCGUGGAGUGGUUGACUGGUGCGACCACGUUCCCGGAGUUGUAUUUGGCCCUCGUGCACUCCUUUGUGGAACAAUUGGCCCCAGCCAACUACCGGACGGACAACGCGUCGUGGCAGAGACUGAAUGACGCGGACGUCCGCGCCCGCGCCUACCGUUACCAGCACUGGCAUGGCGUCUGUCGGCCCAUGCUCGAACGUCAUGGUGCCAAGGUUGGUGUGGCCCGGGUGCAUCCUGCCCUCUAUGUCUGUGAACGUUGCGUCCCGCGCCUUCUAAACUCUCUAGCCAUGCCUGGCAGUCUGACUAGCGGCUGGGCUCCCCCUGGCUCCUGGGUCGUAGACGCCUGGCGAAAGGAAACAGAGUUUGCCGCUGCAGGGGUACGACAGCAAGCGAUGGACGCCGCAGUCGGUGUGGCCAAGUUGCCUUGGGCGGCCACUUGGAAUGCAACCUGGGAAUACUGGCGCGACGCGCCCAACGUGGAAACGCGUGUGUGUAACGCCGUAGACGAACGCAUCAGGCUCCACACAGUCGUCAGUUUGCGCAACUUGGUCGCCAACUAUCGACUCACCCGCCCACUCGUGGACAGCCUUCAGCGCGAUGCUCGCUCUUACUGCAAAAGAGCGGCACGCAUCGCCCAUUCUCGCGGCAUCCGACCAAACACAGGAUGGUUUGUAGGCUGCUACGACCAGGCCUACGUCACACUUGAACUCGGCGUGCCCAACCACCGACUCACCGACUGUUUCAGAGGGCGACCACGACCGGUCAAAAUUAAGUCCAAACUUCGCCUUCUCCUAACACCUGACUGUCUCAAAGCGCCUACUGAAGAGGACGCCGAAAAAAGGGAAGCUGCUUUCUUCCGUAAAGUGCGAUAUGAUGCAGGUUGUCACGAACAAAUACUUUUCCAAGAAGAAGUCCACACCGUGCGCUGCUAG